Messenger RNA from Anopheles bellator, 1035 nucleotides. RefSeq names its product neuroligin-4, Y-linked-like. NCBI's taxonomy places the organism in Eukaryota, Metazoa, Arthropoda, Insecta, Diptera, Culicidae. The transcript has a single exon. The annotation marks the transcript as partial. The record is from RefSeq and is a predicted model, not a curated record.
CGAUUCAGUGAUCCGGAAUCACACCCCGGCUGGGCGGACGAGAGGGAUGCUGUUGCGCAUGGAGCCACCUGCCCUUCGUCGGACAUGGCUCCGAACGAGAGUGAGGACUGCCUGUUCCUCAAUGUCUACACUCCGUCCUCCUCCAGCGGUCAGCGACCGGUCUUAGUGUUCAUCCACGGCGGUGGUUACAGUGGCGGGUAUGGAGACGAAGGUCUCUACGGCAGCCAGUACUUCAUGACGGAGGACGUGGUGGUCGUUACCUUCAACUAUCGCCUGGGAGUGCUCGGAUUUUUCAGUACCGCCGAUCGGACGGCCGCUGGUAAUUGGGGUCUCAAGGACUGCAUCAUGGCGUUACGCUGGGUUCAGGAUCACAUCGCGGCAUUCGGAGGCGAUGCGGGCAGCGUUACGAUCUACGGUGAAUCGGCUGGUGCUGCUAUUGUCGACCUGCUCCUCCUAUCGCCACUGACGGGUGGAUUGUUCCACCGCGCGAUCGCCAGCAGCGGAUCGCCCUUCAACUCGUGGGCCUUCCAACCGAAUCCACUCUAUUACGCAAACCGCUUAGCGGAAGUACUGGACCUGGAGACCACCGAUACCACUGCUAUGGUGGCAGCUCUCCGGCUGGUUCCGUACUCGGCGUUGAUCGAGCAACAGGAAGAUGUGUACUCGAGUGCACCACUACUGGGGUCUCUCGAUUUUGGUCCGGUUGUCGAGCCACUAGACGCUCCCGGACCAAUCGUCCUGCCACGGACGCCGAUGGAGCUCAUCGAGGACGGUGCGUACCAGGCGGUUCCUCUGUUGACUGGGUUCAACAACUUGGAGUCGAUACUGUUAAUAGUACAGGAGGACUUCACUUCAACGUUCAACGCGCAUCCGCACUUAUUGGUGCCGAUGGCGUGGAACAUUUCGGAAGGUAGUUCCGAUGCUGGUGCCGUUAUUGAUGCGUUCGCUCAGUUCUACUGGCAAGGACAGACGCUGGGACCGGAGUUGUUGGAACCGUUUUCUUGGUACAUGACCGACGCAAUGUUCGCGAUCGGU